AUGGAAGAAGCUAGUUUGUGCCUUGGUGUUUCUUCAGCUGUGCCAGAAGCUGACACCCAUCUCAACAGCACCAUACUCAAUGGGCAGUAUUCAAUGAGCCAGAAGCUGCACCAGGUCACUUCCCAGCUCAGCCAUGACUUCCCAGAGCUCCAGAAAAGGCAGAAUCCAGAGGAGAAGGUGUCAGCACCACUAGAAGACAAAAGACACAUGUCCAUAGCAAACCAGCCCAUCAGCAGUCAGAUGGCUCUGUUGGCCCACCAGCUCAAUAGACAGGUUGAUACCAGUUUGAAUGGGCACAUAAACCUGCAGCAGUUCUUGAAUGGACAAAACCUAGGCAUUAUGUCUCAGGUGAGUGAUAUAGAGGAUGAUGCCAGGAAAAACAGGAAGUACCCAUGUCCUCUGUGUGAGAAACGCUUUGGCUUUAACAGCAUCCUGUCGCUACACAUGUGAACUCAUACUGGAGAGAAAUCAUUUAAGUGUCCAUACUGUGACCACAGAGCAGCUCAGAAAGGCAACCUGAAGAUACACCUGCGUACUCAUAAUCUUGGAAACCUUGGCAAAGGUCGUGGAAGAGUACGAGAAGAAAACAGACUUUUACAUGAGCUGGAGGAGAGAGCAAUUCUUCGGGACAAACAGAUGAAGAACCUCUUGCAGCCAUGACCCAAUGUGAAAGCACAGUGGUACUCCCAGCCAAUGCCUCUCACAAACUGUAACUUGUCUGUGCCAGCUAAUCACAGCACACCUGAUAUUACAAACCCUCUUCCCUCCCCAAAGCCAGUCAGUGUUCAGGAAGAAGUUGUCACUCAGACAGCUGGGUUUAGAUGCACAUUUUGCAAAGGCAAGUUUAAGAAGAGAGAAGAGCUGGACAGGCACAUAAGAAUCCUGCACAAGCCUUACAAGUGCACCCUGUGUGACUUUGCUGCCUCAAAGGAGGAGGAGCUGAUCAGCCACAUGGAGAAGGCUCACAUAACUGAAGAGUCAGCCCAGGGCCAGGACUCCAACAGGAAUGGGGAGCAGUCCACCAACAAGUUCCGUUGCAAGGUUUGCAGCCAAGUGUUUAGCCAAGCCUGGUUCCUAAAAGGCCACAUGAGAAAGCACAAGGAUUCCUUUGAACACUGCUGUCAGAUAUGCGGGAGGCAAUUCAAAGAGCCUUGGUUUCUUAAAAAUCACAUGAAAGUUUACCUGAAUAAGUUAUCUGUAAAGAACAAAUCUCCUAAUGAUCCUGAAGUACCUGUCUCCAUUAGCAUCAUGUCCCAGGAAGCUCAUACAAGCCUAUAUUCAAGAUAUUUGUCAUGUUUGCAGAGUGGGUUUCUUCCUCCUGACAAAGCAAGUUUAAGUGAACAAAAUCAAAUAUAUAACAAAGGAGAUAUGCCCAUGAAAGAGAAAGAAGUCUUGGGGAAGUUUCUUUCACCCAUUUCUGGCAUUGGCAACAGUAUGGCUGAAGGGGAUAAACAAUCCUUAUUGGGCUGUCUCAAUCUGGUGCCUCUGCUGAAAUCCACCUGCAUAGAAAGGUUACAAGCUGCUGCCAAAGCGGCAGAGAUGGAUCCAGUAAACAGCUAUCAAGCCUGGCAGCUUAUGGCAAGGGGAAUGACCAUGGAACAUAGCUUUCUGUCUAAAGAGCAGCAGAUACAGCGCAGCCAUGAAGACACUUUGGCAAAUGCUGGAGUUAUGUUUGAUAAGGAGAAGCAAGAGUUUGUGUUAGUAGGAGCAGAUGGUUCUAAGCAGAAAAUGCCUGCUGAUUUGGUUCACAGCACUAAAAUGGGCAAUCAGAGAGACUUGCCAAACAAACUAGACCCUUCAGAAGGCAAUAAAGAUUUUUUGUUGCAUGGUAUGAACCAGGGACUCAAUUACAACUUACAAAGUCAUAGAAAUGUGACAGAAAAGCCAACUGAAUGCCUGGACUGUGGAAGGGUUUUCAGAACAUAUCACCAAGUGGUCAUUCACUCCAGGGUCCACAAAAGAGACAUGAAAGGAGAAGAUGAAAUAAUUCAAGGUGGUCUUGAUGAGCAACGUGGGUCUGGAAGUGAUCAAGAGUCUCAGUCUGUCAGCAGGUCAACAACACCAGGGUCCUCUAACAUUACUGAAGAAAGUCGAGUAGGUGGAGGUUUCUCGCAGAUGGGAAGUGCCCAGGAGGACAGCCCACAUCCUUCCUCACCCUCCUCUUCAGGUAUGAUAAUUUCUCCUUCCCUCUUUGCACUGAAAGCUUUGUAG
Messenger RNA from Pezoporus flaviventris, 2211 nucleotides. Its product is annotated as zinc finger protein 536-like. Gene Ontology annotation, cellular component: nucleus. NCBI's taxonomy places the organism in Eukaryota, Metazoa, Chordata, Aves, Psittaciformes, Psittacidae. Gene Ontology annotation, molecular function: DNA-binding transcription factor activity, RNA polymerase II-specific; RNA polymerase II cis-regulatory region sequence-specific DNA binding. The record is from RefSeq and is a predicted model, not a curated record. Gene Ontology annotation, biological process: regulation of DNA-templated transcription.